CAAGGUUCUUCUUCGUUCUUCACUUCUUCUCACUCACAUUCAGAGAAUAGAGAAGCAAAAACUCAAAGCAGAGACUCAGAGAGAGAGAAGGAGAGAAAAAAGUCUCGCCGUCGCCGUCGUGGUCACCGACGCCCUCCCCUUUGACCUCACCUCGCCACGCCUCGCCUUCCCCUUUGCCCAUGCUUCAUCGCACCUCGUCCUCGCCUCGCCUCGCCUCGCCUUGCCUCAUCGCACCUGGCCCUUACCCUCGCCUCUUAUUCCUCGUCGUCGUCAGAGAGGUGGUGGUGGUGGUCAUCGUGUUCCUCGCGUUUCCAGCAUCACCGCCGCGCCUCCCUUCCCCUUCCUUUCCUACUCUCUGCUAUCUAGAUUCACUGUCACUACCACCACGCAGUUCCACAGUCAUGACAAUCACAGUGGUUUCCGUCGAGGCUAAAGGAGGUCGUCGCCGAGCUGCUCCCCUCCCUACGUCGCUGCUGCUACUGCAACCACCUUUUCUCUAAUCUUUGUUCUUAUUUUUGUUAUGUUCUUGUUUCCGG
This is a messenger RNA of Arachis stenosperma, 536 nucleotides long. RefSeq lists its product as uncharacterized. The transcript is spliced from 2 exons. Bases 180 to 500 code for a protein of 106 amino acids. The record is from RefSeq and is a predicted model, not a curated record. Lineage: Eukaryota; Viridiplantae; Streptophyta; Magnoliopsida; Fabales; Fabaceae.